Molecule: messenger RNA, 1101 nt
Organism: Meloidogyne enterolobii
Lineage: Eukaryota; Metazoa; Nematoda; Chromadorea; Rhabditida; Meloidogynidae
Source: the annotation of a GenBank genome assembly
GUGGGAGAAUCGUAAAUAAUCAGUAAAAAAUGUAGACUAAUUGUAAGAAAUAAAAGACGGAAAAAACUGCCUGCAAAAAAUAUGUCCGCAAAAAAUAUCCGCAAAAAAUGUCCGCAAGAAUUGUCCGCAAAAACUGUUCGCAAAAAAUUGUCCGCAAAAACUGUUCGCAAAAAAUUGUCCGCAAAAUUUUUUUUAAAGAAAAUGGGGAACUAAGACGUUUUUUUAAAAAUUCUGAUAAUAAUUCUGAAAAUUCUUUCUUUUUUUCAGCAAACCAAAGAUUCUAUAAAACCCUUGACAAUUUAAUAAUACAAACAAAAUCUUUAAAAAAUUCCAAACCUUUAAUUGUUGAUGGAUUAAAUUUGGCAAGAGGCGUUUAUAGACGUGAACGUUUCCCUUAUUUUAAUAAAAUAAUUGUUGAAAUGAUGGAAAAAAAAUUUUUUCCAAUUUUAAUAAUUUCAAAAACUCCAUUUACCUAUUUUUAUCAAAAUAAAUUACAAAAAUUACCAAAUGUUAAAUUAUUUGAAAUUGAAAAAGAAUUUAAAAGCAAAUCAGAAAUUAAUAUAAAAUAUUCAACUCAAGAUGACUUGUUUGCAAUAAAUAGUGCCCUCUAUCUCGGUCCAAAUACACAUUUGCUUAGCAAUGACAAUUUUGUAGAUCAUAUAGGAUCCAGACAUUUUCUGCCGGAAAUUGCUCCACUCUUUAAAAUAUGGAGAGAAACAAGAUGUAUUUCCUUCAUUCCUGACGGAACUGAUGAAGAAAAAUUUUUUAAGCUGCCAAACCCUUUUUACGCUCAAAUACAAGGAGACGCUUUACGUGGCUAUCAUAUUUUUGUCAAAGACAAAACGGAUGAUAAACUAUAUCAUGUGAAAGAGGAAUUAGUUUAUUGUUUAAAUCUUUGUUUUUUUUGUGUAUUUAUUCGUUUUUACAAGACUGAAGGUGAUAUUAUUCCAGUUAAAAAUAUCUGAUAAUUAUUAAUCUCUUGUUAUUUGAACUCAUUUUAUUUGAAUAGGCACCUUGGAGGAGAGAAGAUUGAACUCCUUCGGGGAAAUUCUGACCAUUUUUAAUUUUCGACAUUUUGAAAUUUUUCAUUUUAAUUUUUUC